Conger conger (European conger) is the source of this 3583-nucleotide messenger RNA. RefSeq names its product inactive dipeptidyl peptidase 10-like. Gene Ontology annotation, molecular function: serine-type peptidase activity; dipeptidyl-peptidase activity. The coding region runs from base 390 to 2786 and encodes 798 amino acids. The transcript has 26 exons. Gene Ontology annotation, biological process: proteolysis. Lineage: Eukaryota; Metazoa; Chordata; Actinopteri; Anguilliformes; Congridae. The record is from RefSeq and is a predicted model, not a curated record.
CAAGAGACGAAUACGGAGUGCUCGCUUCUCCUUGCCUCAGACAGAGUGAAAUAGAAGGGAAAACGGAUAUAUUUGCCUGUUGUUUGGAUGAGACCGUCAUGUGAAGGCUUGACGGCUCUCCGUGAUGCGCUUUUUUUCUUUUACGGAAGGUGAGCAGUAACCUUCAGAAAUCUCCGCGGAUUCGUGGACGGCGCAAAAACGCGAGAGAUACAUUCUUGGAUCUGCCUCCUCUUAAUAUUUAGAAACGGGCUGUCCAGUGCUUUGCGCAGCACUGUUCAAAAUUCCUCCCCUCUGCGUGGAAUCGGCAAGUCCCUAACCGAGCAGCGUUUGAAGGCAUCAUACACUGAGUUGGAAGGCGUCAGGAGAAGUUCAAAUUUCAAGAUCUCAUCAUGACAGCCACGAAGGAUCAACAGAAUCAAAGAACCAUCCAACAGCAACAAGGAGAGGACCUUGGUGGAGGGAGUCCCCAGCAGAGGAACUGGAAAGGGAUUGCUAUCGCCCUGCUGGUGAUCUUGGUGGUCUGUUCCCUCAUCACCCUGUCUGUUAUCCUCCUCACCCCAGCGGACGUUUCUGGGGGCAACGACACGAGGCUGACGGUGGAGGAUCUGUUUAAGGCCGACUUCGCCGCGCACGACCCUGAGGCCCGGUGGAUCAACGAGUCCGAUGUUGUGUACAGGAACCGGGAUGGCCAGGUCAUCAGGCUCAAUGUCCUCACCAACGAGAUUGUGGUGGUGUUGGCAAACAGCACCUUUGUCGAUUACAAUGUCGCAAAGUACUCUGUUUCUCCUGACCUAAAGUAUGUGCUCUUCGCCUAUCACGUGAAACAGGUAUACCGUCAUUCAUACACUGCAUGGUACAUGAUUUACAACGUCUAUACGAGGGAGGUGUUGGAGCUGAACCCCCCAGAGGUACAGAAUGCCGUGCUGCAGUACGCUGAGUGGGGCGUGCAAAGACAGCAGCUGAUAUACAUAUUUGAGAAUAACAUCUAUUAUCAAUCAGACGUCAGAGGAAAUUCACUGAGGCUGACAUCGUCUGGGAAAGAAGGCCUGGUCUAUAAUGGAAUCGCCGACUGGUUAUACGAAGAGGAGAUCCUGGGCUCCCACGUGGCACACUGGUGGUCCCCCGAUGGGGAGAGGCUGGCUUUCCUGGCCAUCAAUGACUCGCUGGUGCCCAACAUGGUGCUCCCCCAGUUCACUGGGGACCAGUACCCCAGAGGGAAGCACUAUCCGUACCCCAAGGCUGGCCAGCCCAACCCCAUCGUGAAGCUGUACGUGGUGAACCUGUACGGGCCUACCCAUACUCAGGAGCUGCCACCUCCAGACAGCCUGCAGGCCAGGGAGUACUAUGUGGCCAUGGUGAAGUGGAUCAGCAACACCAAUGCGGUGGUGCGGUGGCUGAACCGGGCCCAGAACGUGUCCGUCCUGACCGUGUGUGACACCACCAUCGGAGCCUGCAUCAAGAGACACGAAGAGACUUCUGAACUCUGGUUAACCAAACAGAACCAGGAACCAGUUUUUUCGAAAGAUGGCACCAAGUUAUUCCUGACAGUCCCAGUGAAACAGGGGGGCCAAGGAGAAUUCCAUCACAUUGCUAUGUUUACGAGUCAGUCCAGGGCUGAUCAGAGUGAAGUGCGUCAUUUAACAUCGGGGAACUGGGAGGUAACCACGGUGAUGGCGUACGACGAACACGACCGCAGCGUAUAUUUCCUCAGUACGGAGCAUUCCGCACGAAGGAGACACCUGUUCAGAGUGUCUACCGUGGACCCGUUUCCACGGCAAUGUUUGACGUGCGAGUUGAGCAGGGCGCACUGCACCUUUUUCGACGCCGACAUCAGCCCCGACCAUCAGCACGUCCUCCUCCGCUGCAAAGGUCCUGGUGUACCAGUCGUAGCCGUACUGAGUCUGAAUAAUUCAAACAAUUACAUUAUCCUGGAAAACAACACCAUUCUGAAAGCUGCGUUGAGAAAUAGAAGAGUUCAGCACACAGAAUUCAGAACUGUUCCCAUCGAGCACUUCGAUCUGCCCUUGAAGAUCUCGUACCCCCCUGAUUUCACCGAGACACAGCUGUACGGCCUUCUCCUGGUUGUGGAUGGCACCCCUGGGAGUCAGUCUGUGAGCGAGCGGUACCAGCUGGACUGGGACUCGGUUCUGGUCAGCUCGGGGAGUGUCAUCGUGGCUCGGCUGGACGGCAGAGGGACCGGGUUCAGAGGACAGAGGGUUCUGUACGAGGUUCACCUGCGCCUGGGCACGGUGGAGGUGCAGGACCACAUCGCUGCCAUAGAGUACAUGCUGAGAUUCCCAUACAUUGAUCGCACACGAAUAGGGAUGUUUGGAAUGGAUUAUGGAGGCUACAUUACAAUAAAGACUCUAAAGUCAGCGGAGAGCCUGGUCAAAUGUGCUGUUGCAGUGUCUCCAGUAACAGACUGGACAUUUUAUGCGUCUGCGUUUUCUGAAAGAUACCUUGGCAUGCCUUCCGAGAACAACAACAAGUACCAGUUAUCCAGUGCACUGCAGAACGCCCAGAACACCCAGGGCCCCCAGGAACACGGCCUGAUGCUGGUGCACGGCAUCUCAGACGCCAAUGUUCAUUUUCAGCAUUCGGCCGAGCUGAUUAAAAACCUGAUAAGGGUCGGUGCAAAUUACACAAUUCAGAUCUACCCAGACGAGGGACACUUUCUAUCUCACAACAGCCAGCGCCACCUCACCUCCUCCCUGCUGUCGUACUUCCGGGAGUGUCUGAAGGAGGACCUCCUGCUGGCGCCCGAGGAGCCGGAGGAGGAGGAGUAGCAGGGGCGCCGCGAUCGGCCGGACUUUAUUAUUUAUUUUCGUACCUGCCCUCAGAAGGAUUUCGGAGUGGUCUCCAGGAGCCACGGGGGGAAAAGUCGGGGGCGUUAAAAGACGGAACGUGAGAAACAGGAGCAGCCUGGGGGGGGGCGUCCGGUGGGAGCCCUACCAUAUCAAACGGGGCCCCUCAGGCAUCAUCAGACAUCAAUUACCAUCGCGGCGAAGCACAAGAUGGCGUCCCACUCCCUCCCCCCCCCCCCCCCCCCCGAACCGGGGGCGACAGUUUGCAUUCUUAUUUCCUUUCUAUUCCCGCAGCUGUUAAGUGCAUGGUUAUGUUUAUUCAGUGCCACCCGUUCACCCAUGUAGAUAUCUGUUGUGGUAGCCAUUCAGAGAUUUACAGCUUUACGGCGUUUCACCCUCUUUUGUAUCGGUGUACGAUGAAAUGCUCAUCUCCCGUUCCGUGUCAGCAAUGCAGAUUUCAACAUUACUGUGACACCCAUAACUAAGUGCAAUUCUGGUUCGACCCUCGUGUGUUCACCCCUUAAAAAUAUAUUGUAUUUUCUACAAUGCAGCAGAGAGUGUAUAUAUAGGUAUAUUUUUGCGAUAUGUCAGGUCUCAUGGCUGUCUCUAUGGGGAUUGAUUUAUUUGAAAUCAGACCUGUAUGUUAUUUCUAUUUGGUCUUGUUUUGUUGUUUUCCUUUAGGAUGACUUUUGUAAUGCUUGUUCUUGUUGUUUUGAGGGGAGGGGUGGAUUUGGGUUGGGUGCUAAUUGUUAUUGUCUUCUAGUAAUGAUUAUAAAUAA